Messenger RNA from Suillus bovinus, 282 nucleotides. RefSeq lists its product as uncharacterized. The record is from RefSeq and is a predicted model, not a curated record. The transcript has 2 exons. Lineage: Eukaryota; Fungi; Basidiomycota; Agaricomycetes; Boletales; Suillaceae. The coding region runs from base 1 to 282 and encodes 93 amino acids.
AUGGCACUGAUCGGCACGAUUGCUGGUUUCUCAUUAUUCGGUCUUGCAGCGCGUUUUGGGCAGCUGGCAAUAAAGAAGAGAAUCUCAUGGAGAUGUGCGUGCCCUCAUUCACUACAACAUUCACUGUGCCGCAGACCUUGGCGGACACGCAUUGUCAAUGGCGUUUUUGGUUAUGCUGGAUAUUGGGCAUAUCAGUGGGACGAACGUGCGGCGGUUAUGCUUGCGCAGAAGCGUGCGGAGAUUACUGAACGGAGAGAACGGAAGUUGGCGCAAGCUCAGUAA